AUGGUCAACCUCACCACUCUCAAGCUCCCCAAUGAGGUCAUGUUCAAGCGCCUGGUGUGGCUGCUCGAAAAUGAUCCAGAACCAGUGAUCUUCGACCCUCGGGAUGGAGUCCAGGCGGGUUAUCCUCAAUUGUUGGCGGAUAUUCGGGAGACUCGCAAGGCCAUCUACCAGAGUCUCCCAGAGGGUCUUUUUGACGACCAGGGGAGAAUCAGUAAGGACAAGCCAUGCGUUGGCGUUCUGACCCCGACGAGCUACGACUUUGUCGUCGCCUCAUUAGCCAUCUUGGCAGUGGGAGGUGCUAUCGUGCCUCUUGGGCUGAGGCUGCUGCCCCAGGAGGCGGGCGAGCUGCUCCAAAGAUGCUCUGCAUCGGGUAUUUUGACCAGCUCAAAGUACGAGGAGUUAGCGCAGGGAUUCCAAGAACAUGGAAGCCCCAAGGGCCAGACUCUCCCCAUUAUGCCCAUUUCGAUCCAUCACGGCUUGCACUCGCGGAGCAAGGACUUGAAUAUCCGGGCUGAAAUUGAUCCGGAAAUGACCAUCCCCGAAGACACAUACAGUGCCAUUCUCUUCACAUCCGGCACGAGCGGCCCACCAAAGGGCGUGGUGCACGUGCGAAGACUCUUCAAUAACAAUCCGCUGCUGCAGACGGAGCCAAUCACAUCCCUCUGCUAUCAGCCGCCACAUUGGAUCAGUGGCUUUCUUCUGUUGCUCAGUCGUCCACUGGCCGGACACCGCCUGGUGAUGAGCAGCGGUGGAUGCGCAGAGCUGUGGGAAGCGCUGCGUCAAGGCGGGAUCCACGGGUUUUGGGCAGUCCCCACGACCUGGGAAAAGAUGAAGACUCAUUAUGAAGAGGUCUUAAAAUUUCUCCCGCCCGAAGAGACAGAGGAAUAUCUCCGAGGUAUGCAAGAAGUCAACACAUUCCGAGUCACAGGGGCUUUUGCCACGGAGCAAGUGCGAAAGUUCUGGCGUGAUGUCUUUGGAAGACCGUUGGAAUGUGGAUUCUCGAGCACUGAGCUGGCCGGCCAUGGUUGUACAUAUUUGCCAGGCCCUGAUGAAGAACUUGGGAUCGAGCGUUGUAUUGGGGAGUCGCAGCCGAACGUAUCAAUCAAGCUCACCGAAGGCGACUCGGGCGAGCUCCUCGUGAAAGCAAAGGGAAUAUUCUCCCACUACCUGGACAACCCUGAAGCCACAGAGGCAGCCUUUGACGAGGAAGGCUACUUCCGAACGGGGGAUUCUGCGCGUCUUGUCGGGUCCAACGUCGUCCUUGAUGGCCGCUUCAAAACAGAUUAUAUUCGUACCAAGGGACACCGGAUCACCAUCUUCGAAGUGGAGUCCGAGAUCAUGAAGCUUCCCUAUGUUUCGGAGGGAUACAUCUUGGGAGCUCCUGACCGCGAUGGAGAUCGUCUCGCAGCUUUGAUCCGCUUCGACCCCACUGCGCUUAAGACCGGCAGUGUCCCUGAUCUGCGACAGUUGCGUGUUGACCUGCACAAGAACCUUUACGCCUUCCAGUUGCCGGUUGCUCUACGGCAUUUGCGCGACGGAGAGGACGUUCCUCGCACAGACACCGGAAAACUGGUUCGCCGGCAUACCGUCCAGCAGUAUUUCGCUCCCAAUGAGGACUUCACGUAUGGCAGUGACGUGGAGGUGUGCGAAUGGAACGAACCGGUGGCAGACGGAGUCAAGGCAUGGGACUGGGGAGGAACACCGUACUAA
This is a messenger RNA of Aspergillus steynii IBT 23096, 1710 nucleotides long. RefSeq names its product acetyl-CoA synthetase-like protein. The record is from RefSeq and is a predicted model, not a curated record. Gene Ontology annotation, molecular function: medium-chain fatty acid-CoA ligase activity. NCBI's taxonomy places the organism in Eukaryota, Fungi, Ascomycota, Eurotiomycetes, Eurotiales, Aspergillaceae. Gene Ontology annotation, biological process: fatty acid metabolic process. The transcript is spliced from 5 exons. The coding region runs from base 1 to 1710 and encodes 569 amino acids.